AUGAAACAUCAAAUAUCAUUAGGACACUCGCCGCAGUAUGCUUCAACACAAAAAACCUUUUACAAGCCGUUCGUUUCAUGGGGACAACAAAAGAAAAUUGUCCAGCAAUCCGUUUCACUCCUUAUUGAUUUUACAAACAAUCCUACAAUGUUGUUUAUUCAUUGUGAACAAAUUCCUGUUGCAUUAGAUAACUUUCGUGUCAAAACAGACGUCCUUUCUUCAGACUUUACAUGGUAA
This is a messenger RNA of Clunio marinus, 237 nucleotides long. The record is from the annotation of a GenBank genome assembly. Lineage: Eukaryota; Metazoa; Arthropoda; Insecta; Diptera; Chironomidae.